AGCUCGAUGUUGGUACGGGAUCACUCGAGCAGUGCCAGGCUUCGGAUUUCUCUCACGCCUCGGCAGUCGCAUUGCCUGGGCUGCAUUAAUGAAUCCAACCACAGCAGUUGUACUUCAGCAACCCUGACGAAGUCUCUUCGCUAUGACGGCUAACGAUUCUUCUACGAAGCUUUCGGGCCUGGACCCCGAAAAGCCCAACAAGACAUUGGACCAAGGGGAUAGCUUGAGCCCUACCCGUCAACCUGGAAAUAUACACGCAGAGCAUGCCACGCAGUCGGACGAUGAUAGUGAACUUCGUGGGAGGUUCUAUGGCCCUGACAAACGAGAGCUAACCGAAGACGACUGCUGCGAGAAGCUAGGCUUCUGUUUCCCCUGGUAUAAGAAGUGGUCGAUUCUUACCGUCAUUUUCAUCGUGCAGAUGUCGAUGAAUUUCAAUAGUAGUACCUUUUCCAACGCCGUGCCGCAAUUAUCGGAGCACUUUCACAUCAGUGAGCAGGCAGCCCGGACAGGCCAAAUGGUCUUCCUCGUCACGUACGCCUUUGGCUGCGAACUUUGGGCCCCGUGGAGUGAGGAAUUUGGCCGGUGGCCCAUUAUGCAACUCAGCCUCCUGCUGGUGAAUAUCUGGCAGAUACCCUGCGCGCUGGCUCCCAAUUUUGGGACCAUGGUCGUCUGUCGUGGCCUUGGUGGGCUGAGUUCAGCGGGUGGCUCGGUCACCCUCGGGAUGACUGCCGACAUGUGGGAGCCAGAUGAUCAGGGCUUUGCCGUAGCGUAUGUGGUCCUAUCUUCAGUUGGAGGGACCACGAUUGGGCCCAUCUUCGGCGGCAUGAUGCAGCAAUGGUUGAACUGGCGAUGGAACUUUUGGAUCCAACUUAUCUUCGGCGGUGUAACGCAGGUCCUUCACUUCUUCCUUGUCACCGAGACUCGGUCCACAAUCCUCCUGGACCGGGAGGCCAAACGCCGACGCACAUCGGGGGAGGAACCUGAUGUGUAUGGUCCAAACGAGCUGAAGCCCUCCCGGUUCAAUGUCAAGGAAGUGCUGCGCGUUUGGCGCCGGCCGUUUGAGAUGUUCCUCCGUGAACCCAUCGUCCUCUUUCUUUCGUUGCUCUCUGGAUUUUCGGACGCGCUCAUCUUCACCUGCAUUGAGUCGUUCGCGUUGGUGUUUGCACAGUGGGGGUUCGAUGCACUCCAGAUCGGACUAUGCUUUAUUGCCGUCUUAAUCGGCUACUUGGUUGCCUACCUCAUCUUCCUACCCGACAUCUACCGCCAGCAACAAGUCAGGCACCGUGAAGGGAAUGCGUCUCGAGUGGCCGAGCGGCGUCUUCUGCUCUUGCUCUUUAUUGCCCCGCUUGAAACGAUCGGACUGUUUGGGUUCGCCUGGACCUCGAUGGGACCAGAAUACACGCACUGGAUGGUGCCGUUGGUGUUUGUCUUCUUGAUCGCGAUCGCCAACUAUGGCAUCUACAUGGCGACGAUCGACUACAUGGUUGCGGCGUACGGCGAGUACUCCGCGUCGGCAACGGGAGGCAAUGGGUUCGCGCGAGAUCUGCUUGCGGGGCUGUCGGCUAUGUACGCGACACCGAUGUACAGCAACAUCGGUGGCCGGUUCCAUUUGCAAUGGGCGAGCACGAUCCUUGGGUGCUUGUCGGUUCUGGUGACGAUUCCCAUUUACAUCUUCUAUUGGAAGGGGCCUCAAAUCCGGGCGAACAGCAAGUUCGCGCAAACCCUGGAGGCGGACCGGGAGCGGCACGCGGCCGUCCGUCGGGCCAGCCAAAUAAGUGUUUCACAGAAGGCAUCCGCGGCCUAGUCCGUACCAAGAUGGACUUGCGGAGACCCGACUUGGCUGGUACGAUGUGAUGCUGACGAUGUAUCAAGAUGUAUGCUUAGAUAUUUUCUGCUUAUUUAGCAUUGUGGUACCAGGUUUGUGUGACGGUAUUGUGUGGGAUGAUUUCACUUCCAUUCACCCUUUGUCAGUCAAUCGACUUGUAGUCACAAGGCGCUGUGAUUUUACGCAGCUUAAUGGGUCAACGUCAUCAGGCACUCUGAU
This is a messenger RNA of Aspergillus ibericus CBS 121593, 2044 nucleotides long. Its product is annotated as MFS multidrug transporter. The coding region runs from base 143 to 1804 and encodes 553 amino acids. The record is from RefSeq and is a predicted model, not a curated record. Gene Ontology annotation, biological process: transmembrane transport. The transcript has a single exon. Gene Ontology annotation, molecular function: transmembrane transporter activity. NCBI's taxonomy places the organism in Eukaryota, Fungi, Ascomycota, Eurotiomycetes, Eurotiales, Aspergillaceae.